Babesia sp. Xinjiang is the source of this 693-nucleotide messenger RNA. It is a transcript of the gene isy1, whose product is annotated as Pre-mRNA-splicing factor ISY1 -like protein. Bases 1 to 693 code for a protein of 230 amino acids. Lineage: Eukaryota; Apicomplexa; Aconoidasida; Piroplasmida; Babesiidae. The record is from RefSeq and is a predicted model, not a curated record. Gene Ontology annotation, biological process: mRNA 3'-splice site recognition; generation of catalytic spliceosome for second transesterification step. The transcript has a single exon. Gene Ontology annotation, cellular component: Prp19 complex; catalytic step 2 spliceosome; post-mRNA release spliceosomal complex.
AUGGCGCGUAACUCGGAAAAGGCUAAUGCUAUGCUUAACAAGUGGCUGCGUAUCAAAAGUGGACUAUCAGCUCACGAUACUCAGUUAUCUCGCAAGCCAAGGCACACCUCUGAAGUUGAGGAUGUUAGGACAGCAGAACAUUGGCGGAAUCUCCUAGUAAAGGAUAUUAUGAUCUCUAUUUCACGUAUACAAAACGCAAGCCUGGGAGAGUUUGCUAUACGUGAUUUAAAUGACGAAAUCAACCGUCUUAUCGGAUUACGAAAACGCUGGGAUGAACGUGUUAUCGAACUUGGUGGACCGGACUACCGUGCAUUAUCAUCAUCUAUAGAGAACGCUCAUGGAGCUGAACUUAAAGUAGGAGGUGGUGGAUACAAGUACUUCGGUGCUGCUAAAAAUCUCCCUGGUGUUCGUGAGCUUUUCGAGAAACAAGAAAGCGACCAGCGUCGUGUGGACACAUAUGUGACGCGAGCUGAACUUUAUCGGAAAAUCAACCCAGACUAUUAUGGAUUCCGUGACGACGAAGAUGGUUCUCUAUCGGCAGUGGAAGCAGAACUGGAACGUGCGUUACACCGUGCAGGUUUCUACGCAGAAGAAGCGCCCGUGCAGGUGGAUCAGGCUGACCUAGAAUCGGAAGAUAUUCAAUGGGAUCCACCUCUACGCGAAGCAUUCGAAGAAUGCCUAAGGCGCACUUGA